Molecule: messenger RNA, 956 nt
Organism: Carassius carassius (crucian carp)
Lineage: Eukaryota; Metazoa; Chordata; Actinopteri; Cypriniformes; Cyprinidae
Product: lactoylglutathione lyase-like
Exons: 6
Coding region: 87-629 (180 amino acids)
Molecular function (GO): lactoylglutathione lyase activity; metal ion binding
Source: RefSeq, a predicted model, not a curated record
UUAUUCGCAAUGACCACGCCUCCUGCGUUGUCUUUCCGCCAAAGUGUCGGCCGUCAAGUGACCAUCAAGCCGGAACGCAACUAAAAAUGUCCGACCAAGGGCUGACGAAUGAAGCAGCUGCGGCAGCGUGUAAAGCGGGGAACCCCAUCACUAAAGACUUCAUGAUGCAGCAGACGAUGCUGCGGGUUAAGGAUCCGGUUAAAUCCCUGGAUUUCUACACACGCAUUUUGGGAAUGACGCUGUUACAGAAGUUUGAUUUCCCCUCCAUGCGAUUCACCCUGUAUUUUCUGGGUUAUGAGGAUAAGAAAGAGAUCCCUGCAGAUGUGAAGGAGAGGACAGCCUGGACGUUCUCCCGUCGAGCCACUAUAGAGCUCACACAUAACUGGGGCUCAGAGACAGAUGACAGCCAGUCUUACCACAACGGCAACUCAGACCCAAGAGGCUUUGGCCAUAUUGGAAUUGCUGUACCGGAUGUCUAUGCUGCCUGCAAGCUGUUUGAAGAGAAUGGAGUGACCUUUGUAAAAAAGCCUGAUGAUGGUAAAAUGAAGGGCCUGGCCUUUAUUCAGGAUCCUGAUGGUUACUGGAUUGAGAUUCUCAGCCCUAACAACAUGGUGUCCAUCACUUCUUAAAGACUGUUGUUAUGCUGUGACCUUAUCAGAAGACACUAGUUGUGAAAAUCAAGGACAGUUGGGUGAUCAGAAAGGGGGAUUGCUCUGUGGAUAGCAUGAAAAGCUGUGCACUUUGAAGACUGAAAAUCUCUGACACGUGUGUUAGACAUCUGGUCAGCUGAAAAUAAAAUAUAACAAUCUAAUUUGACAUUUACUUUUUGAAAUAAUGCAGUCCUCCAUAGAGUCUAACCCUAAAAGUUUACAAUAAUAAUACUAAAAUAAAUAUUUUUGCAGUCAUUCUAACAUUAAAACCCUUCCUUUAUUCGUUAAAAUAAAGCAAUGCAAGUA